This is a messenger RNA of Helobdella robusta, 597 nucleotides long. RefSeq lists its product as hypothetical. The transcript is spliced from 3 exons. Lineage: Eukaryota; Metazoa; Annelida; Clitellata; Rhynchobdellida; Glossiphoniidae. The record is from RefSeq and is a predicted model, not a curated record. Bases 1 to 597 code for a protein of 198 amino acids.
AUGGAAGAUGAAACAACUUCGAGAAGAGUCGAUGGAGCCGAUGGAGAAGAUAGACUUAAUGGUGGCAAUGGCAGAAGAGGCAGGAAGAUUUUGUUCCUGGUGAUGGCGGGCAGUGGAAUGAUUGGAGCGGUCGUCUGCACCACUCUGAUGGCUUCCGUCUUGGCUGCAGCAGCUUGUAUACGUGGUGUACGUGAUGCUACCUCUGAAUAUAAUCAAUUAAUUUCUGAUACUGGAACAAUUAAAAUAAAUGGACGCCUCAUUUACCUGUGGACAUCUUUUGGACCAACAAUUUGGAGAUGUACUACUAAUUAUUACAAUUCGUUUCUCGGGUUUAAUUCAUCACAAUCGCAACAGUUGAUCAGAUUUAGCCUGAGUAUGGAAAAUGUGGCUAACUAUUGUUUCUUUGUAAUUUCUACAAGUGAGGGUAUAACUUCCUCUAAAGAUCCGGCUUUUCCUCUCUAUAACAACCAGAGCAUACCGGAAGAUGUUAUCAGUGGCGGAAACUACACGUUUGAUUCGAUCGCAUUUGCAUUCAACCCUUCCAACAAUCAGAUGAAUACUACCUUUGAUUUCAUUAAAAUCGAAGUUGCAUGUUAG